Talaromyces atroroseus is the source of this 447-nucleotide messenger RNA. RefSeq lists its product as hypothetical. The transcript has 2 exons. The record is from RefSeq and is a predicted model, not a curated record. Lineage: Eukaryota; Fungi; Ascomycota; Eurotiomycetes; Eurotiales; Trichocomaceae. The coding region runs from base 1 to 447 and encodes 148 amino acids.
AUGUCAUCUCUAAAAUACUACUCUCGACCUGGCCGAGGCCAGCUUUUCCAAGAAAAAUAUGGCUUCAGCGAGGCUGUCAUUAUCGGAGACCGCAUGGAGCUUGCCGGCCAAACCGGCAUGGGCCCCGAAACAAUGAAAGUGCCGCCCACGCUCGAGGAAGAAGUCGCCCAGGCCUUCUCCAACAUCAACGCGGUGAUUGUGUACGCCCUUGAGAACGCGAAACAUCCUGCACACUCCCCCGACAAGACCGGCUGGGACCGCGUAGUCAAACUCCGAACUUACCACGUCAAUCUGCCGGAGACGCGCGACAAGAUCAUCGAGCUGAUGGUGCAGCAUGUCAAGAAGUGGUGCCCCAACCAUACGCCUACCUGGACCAUGCUAGGCGUGCAGUCGCUGCCAUUUCCGGAGCAGAAUCUGGAAAUCGAGGUGGAUGUGUAUUUGGGAUAA